UUGCAACAACUUCUCCUAUGUAGUGAUGCUCAGUGCUGCCCAUGACAUCCUUAGCCACCACAGGGCACCAGGGAACCAGAGCCAUGUAAACCCAAGCCCAACGCCCACACCCCACAAUAGUUCGUCUCGAUUUGACUGCAACUCUGUGUCCACAGCUGCAGUGCUCCUGGCCGACAUCCUCCCUACGCUUGUCAUCAAACUGCUGGCUCCUCUUGGUCUUCACCUGCUGCCCUACAGCCCCCGAGUUUUUGUUAGCGGGGUUUCUGCAGCUGGCAGCUUCAUCCUGGUUGCCUGGUCCCAUUCUGUGACCAUCAGUCUGUGUGGUGUGGUCCUAGCUAGCAUCUCAUCAGGCCUGGGAGAAGUCACCUUCUUGUCACUCACCGCCUUCUACCCAAGGGCUGUGAUCUCCUGGUGGUCCUCCGGUACUGGGGGAGCAGGGCUCCUGGGGGCAUUGUCCUACCUGGGCCUCACCCAGGUCGGCCUC
Messenger RNA from Condylura cristata (star-nosed mole), 484 nucleotides. Its product is annotated as battenin-like. The annotation marks the transcript as partial. Lineage: Eukaryota; Metazoa; Chordata; Mammalia; Eulipotyphla; Talpidae. Gene Ontology annotation, cellular component: lysosome; membrane. Gene Ontology annotation, biological process: lysosomal lumen acidification; lysosome organization. The transcript has 6 exons. The record is from RefSeq and is a predicted model, not a curated record.